Ailuropoda melanoleuca (giant panda) is the source of this 1886-nucleotide messenger RNA. RefSeq names its product nuclear receptor binding factor 2 (gene NRBF2). The record is from RefSeq and is a predicted model, not a curated record. The coding region runs from base 209 to 1075 and encodes 288 amino acids. Lineage: Eukaryota; Metazoa; Chordata; Mammalia; Carnivora; Ursidae. The transcript has 4 exons. Gene Ontology annotation, biological process: autophagy.
UGGCCGCGGCGCAGGGGGCGGGCCCGCGGCGCGCCACCGGAGGAGGAAGUGGUGCGGUUGUUUCUCCCUCUGCGCCCACUGCUGGCUCACCGGGCGCGGAGAGGGGCAGCUGUCGCUGCCGCUGCAUCGCCCUCUCUACUUCUGUUUCCCUCCAUGUGCUCCGGCGCCGUCGCUCCCCUUCCUCAGGCCGCCGCUUACUCCGGGGUCUAUGGAAGUAAUGGAAGGACCCCUCAACCUGGCUCAUCAACAGAGCAGACGAGCAGAUCGUUUACUAGCUGCAGGGAAAUUCGAAGAGGCUAUUUCUUGUCACAAAAAAGCUUCAGCGUAUCUUUCUGAAGCCAUGAAGCUCACACAGUCUGAGCAGGCUCACCUGUCGCUGGAACUGCAAAGGGAGAGCCACGCAAAGCAGCUGCUCGUCAUCCAGGAGAGGUGGACGAGGGCGAAGCGGGAGGAGAGGCUGAAGGCCCAGCGGAGCGCAGACAGGGAGGCGGCUGCCCAGCUGCAGACGUCUCACCGACCCCCCGCGGACGACGCCGAGGGCCAGGGCCCCCUUCUCUCGGAGAAGUACAGCCCUUCCGCCGAGAAACGCCUGCCUGAGGUCCAGGCCGUGUUUGACAGGGACCCAGACACGCUGCUGUUCCUGCUGCAGCAGAAGAGCGAGCCGGCCGGGCCGCGCCUCGGCAGCAAGGCGCCCAAAGAUGAGAAGACAGUUCUAGAGGAGCAGGCCACCGAGAUCGCCGACCUGAAGAGGCACGUGGAACUCCUCGUGGCCGAGAAUGAAAGACUAAGGAAAGAAAAUACACAGCUAAGGGCCGAAAAGGCCAGACUUCUAAAAGGCCCCGUGGAGAAGGAGCUGGAUGUCGAUGCUGAUUUUGUAGAAAAGUCGGAGCUGUGGAACUUGCCGCCGCGUUCCGACACUGCCGCGGCCUCGGCAAGCUGGCAGAAGUUUGCCGCCGGUACUGGGAAGGCCAAGGACAUUCCGAUACCCAGUCUCCCGCCCUUGGACUUUCCGUCUCCGGAACUUCCCCUCAUGGAGCUCUCCGAGGAUAUUCUGAAAGGAUUUAUGAAUAAUUGAAACGCAAGGCCCGCAAAGAGCGGAGAAGACAAGACGAGGUAAUGGAGUGAUGCAGUUCAUCCAGAAAAACAACGGGAGAGCGCACGGAGGUGACCGCGGAGACGCUUGGCCCCACCGGCGCCGUGGGGGCGAGGCCGCGGGCCGGAAACGCUCACUGUGAAACGUGUCCCGUGUCUGACGAGCACUAGCGCCAAGGGUUCCAGGCGGGGCAGGCACCAGACUCUCGGGGGCUCACUUUCUCCUGAUACAAACCAAAUGGCUACCUGGAAUAAUUUUUUCAAGCAACAGUUAUUUUUCUUAUCUUCAGGGUUAAAAUGUAUAAACGUAUGUUACGUAUAAUUAAUCUUUAAUGCCACAAAUGAUAAUGCAAAACCUAAAUAAUAGGGCGGCCUAAGGGGCCACCUUGUAUUUGAAACAUGCUUUCUAUCAUGCAUUGACUGUAUGCAUUUUGUUAUGCACAUUUCGUUUGUUGAAUAAGGCGUGUAAGACACACCUUUCUAGAUGAAACUGUGUGCCACACUUUGCACUACUCAUGACAUAAUGAGAACCUCAAGACUAUCAGGAGAAAUAUUUAAAUUUCCAUUUUAUGAAGAAAGGAACCAAAUUGUUAGUUAUGCUUUUUUUUUUAAUUACCAGUUUACAUAAUUAAUCAGGGUGCAUUUUAAGUUCUAACUUUCUGUUUAUUGUUUAAAUGUAUCAUUUGAAAGUACUAAGGAAAGAUCCUUUCUUUACUGAUGCAUGAGUGGAAGUAAUGGUAGUUGGCUGUGUUUGAUUGUAAGAAGUCAAUAAAGUAAUUGUGUUUUAUACCUUU